This is a messenger RNA of Peronospora farinosa, 570 nucleotides long. NCBI's taxonomy places the organism in Eukaryota, Oomycota, Peronosporomycetes, Peronosporales, Peronosporaceae. The record is from the annotation of a GenBank genome assembly.
AUGUAUCGAGAGGGAUAUCUCAUUAAAUGUGGAAGAAGUGCGUAUGACACCUCGCGCUUACUCUUUUGUGUGUUUGAAAACGGUGUGGUCAAGUUUUAUUCGGACAAGGGUGGGAGAAUCGUAGGAGAACUUGAAAUGGCUGGUCAUGCGACCAAAGUGUGUGUCGAAAAGCCGAUACCUGGCAAAUUUCCAUACCGGUUUACCGUGUCGGCUGCUCAGGUGGUCCGUGUCGAAGACCGUCGUAUGAAAUUGAGUGAACCUCGUGUGACGGAAUUUGCAGCACCGACGAACGAUCUCAUGAAAGAAUGGGCCAAUUCAUUGCAUUUAUGGCGUCGCAUGAACUGGAAAGAGAAUGUCAAGUUUUUUGACAAUUCGAGUGAGCUUUCGCAAGCAGAAGAGCUCGAGUUGCUACAGGUUCAGAUGCAUACGAUGAAGACAGGACGUGGUCAUUUCAUUGCCGGUGCAAAAUUCAGAAAACCGUUUGUGAAUAUCAUGCAUGGUCAACCGUCACCAACGGUCAAGAAGUUGCGCCAAAUGAUUAUGCACACAACUUGCAGCAGCACUGCAUAA